AUGGCUUCUAUAGGGCACGGCAUGUCUCUAACUUCGCCCAAAAAUCAGGCGCCGCCGCCUUACAUGGAGUAUCCGAACGCCGGGAUGGAGAACAAGGCUCUGGAACAUUCGAUGGAGCUGGCGAUGGACGACUCGAAGAACGCCGUGUACGCGACUCAAACCGCGUACGGGUACCACAUCGCGCCUCACGCCACACCCACGCACGUUGGACAAAAUAUGUCUAAUAUGGACUGGGUGAACACAGGGUAUAUGGACAAAGGCUACGCGAACAGCAAUAACGGCGGCAGCGGCAACUCGCAAGACUCUCUGUGGCAGAUGAAAAUGGCGGCCGCCAACAAUACGGGCAUGAUGAUGAUGGACAGAACCAGUAACUACGGCUACGACCCCAUGCACGCCGGCUACGGCACCAUCGACGACUACGCGGCCUACCAGCCGCUCCCGCACGCGGGCCACGCCGCCCACAACGCCCACCCCACGCAUGGGAGCCACGUGCCCAACACUGAUUACAUGCGCACCUCGCAGAACCCCUCUAGACAGGACUACUGUUCCGAUUCCUAUGCAUCUGUGCAUAAGCCCAAGAAACGCAUGGAUCAGCAUACUGGUGAGUUAAAAAAAUAUAAUUUUCUACUUAACUAG
Molecule: messenger RNA, 636 nt
Organism: Parnassius apollo (apollo)
Lineage: Eukaryota; Metazoa; Arthropoda; Insecta; Lepidoptera; Papilionidae
Source: the annotation of a GenBank genome assembly